AACACACGAGCGAACGCACCACGUGCUCCUCCACAUGUGUUCAGCAUGGCGAACUGGACUCAGGAGGACGGUGCUGCGAAACCCGUCACAAACCCCUCGGAUGUGUCCACAAUAGCGCAGAUAUCUAGCGGAGAUGUCACGGCCAGACCCGGGGGGAAUUCUGCGGUGGUUCCGUGUCUCAUUCCGUCGUUCGCGGGCGCGGUGAAGCUGCUGAACGCGCAUUACUCGUGCCUGGUGCUCGACACGCACCGCAGACACGUCGCGCUGCCGCCCGUAUACCUGCGAAAGAAGAGGCUCGGCAUUCAGGAGGAGCUCAACGCAGAACUGCUCAAAUACUCCUGCAGUUUGAAUGGGGUUCCUAUGGCGUAUGACAACAUUAAAAUCGUAGGACAGCAUGGAGACAUUUAUGAUGAUCAAGGAUUCAUUCACUUCAACAUCGAGGCGUCGUUCGUGAUCUUCAAACCGCAGAUUGGGUCGAAGCUCGUGGGUGUGAUUAAUAAAAUGGGAGUGGGUCAUGUGGGCUGUCUGGUCCACGGCUGCUUUAACGCAUCAGUGAUGAAGCCCAAUCUGCUGAGCCCGGAGCAGUGGAGGGACUCUGGCCUGAGUGUUGGACAAUGCCUGGAGUUCGAGGUCUUCAAGCUGGACGCUGAAGCUGCUGGUGUUCUUCUCAUCAGAGGACGGCUGGACAAAUCCAGAGUGCAAGAGCUCAUGACCCAAACCGAACAAAAGGAAUCAACUGUAGAAUCCUCUACAGAACCAGAACCCACGGAAGACACGACCGUCAGUCCAAAGCCCAAGAAGAAGAAGAAGAAAGACAAGCAUGAGAAGGAGUCUGUGAACGACAGCAGCCUGCAGCAAACGUCAGAAAACAACCGAACCACUGUGGACACAAUGGAGGUGGACUCCAAUGCAAACGGACAUCACAAAGAGAAAAAGAAGAAGAAAAAAGACAAACGACAGGAGUCGGAUGAGAUCUCGCCCGCUGAGCUCCCGGCGAGCGACUCCAGCGGGUAUUUGAGCGAUAAAACCAGCAGAAAGAGAGCGGCGGAGAGAGAAGACGCCACUGAAAUAAUGCCUGCUGCUAAAAUGAAGAAGAACAACAAGUGAUAUCUGUCACAGGGCAUUUAAUGAACUCAAAAACUUUGUGAGAUUUAUAUUUACAGAAUAUAAUAAAAGAUUUUUCCUCUGGA
Molecule: messenger RNA, 1190 nt
Organism: Rhinichthys klamathensis goyatoka
Lineage: Eukaryota; Metazoa; Chordata; Actinopteri; Cypriniformes; Leuciscidae
Gene: polr1f
Product: RNA polymerase I subunit F
Exons: 4
Coding region: 46-1107 (353 amino acids)
Biological process (GO): DNA-templated transcription initiation
Cellular component (GO): RNA polymerase I complex
Source: RefSeq, a predicted model, not a curated record